AUGUAUAAGCUUUCCCUACGUUGCGGCCACCUUUUCGGUUGGAAUCCGUUCAGCAUUGUCGUUGUCCCUGUAACUGUGCUCUUGUUGUUUUUCUAUGGCUUGUCAUAUCUCGAGUACACCGAAAAGUAUCUUGCAGUCACCGUCGCUCGUAUUCUUCCUCCACACUGUUGGGUGUGGACGCUCAUCACGUUCAGCUUUUACAAUCCAAAUGUAUUUGGUGUAAUUUCGGAUAUAUUAACCAUCUAUCUUGUUUAUAUUUUCAUACUUUCCUCUUGGAGGUGGCUUGAGGUUACUAAGUUCUUCCUUGUUAUUCAACUUAUUUCGGCUCUUUUGUGCGUAUUUAUCCUUUUUGUUGGAUAUGCUAUUACCUCUGAUAUGGAUCUCUUGUGGAAUGUACCCAUUCAUGGACUUUGUCCAUUGUUGGGCGGUGUCCUGAUUGCAGCCCGUCAAGUUACACCUGACACUGUCCUUGCUAAACUCCCACUAGGGAAGUUUCGAAUGAAACAUGUUCCAUUUGCUUGCUUAUUGGCCGUGUUUCUGGGUGCCGCCUUCCGCAUCCUCUACUUCAUUCCUGUCAUCGCAGUAACUUCAGGAGUUAUUAUUAGCUGGAUUUAUCUACGUUUUUACCAGAAACAUCCGAAUGGCGAUAUUGGUGACACUACGGAUGCCUUCAAGUUCUCUGGUUGUUUCCCCAAUCAUUUAGAGCCUCCGAUUUCAAUAGCAUCAAACACUAUCUACAAUUUCCUGGUUCGUAUACGCUUGUGCCGUAAACGUUCACAAGUUAUGACCUUUGCACCCGAAAAUCUAUCAGUGAAAAUUGUGGAAUCUGAUCCUUCCAGUCGCCGCAGGCAACUCGCACUGCAAGUUCUCAGGGAAAAGCUUCCCAUGCCACCGGCCUAUACCUCAUCUCUUCUGGACUCUCCGCCGCAAACACAGAAGGAGGAUCCUAGCCAAUCUUCACCCCAAAUUCCAAGGAUUCUUGAACCGAUUCCCGAACGAUCCUAUUCCGUUCCAGUGGAGUCUAGUACCAACAAACCAUAA
Dibothriocephalus latus is the source of this 1041-nucleotide messenger RNA. Lineage: Eukaryota; Metazoa; Platyhelminthes; Cestoda; Diphyllobothriidea; Diphyllobothriidae. The record is from the annotation of a GenBank genome assembly.